CAAUUCCUCCGUACCCUCCUUGUUUUCUCUCCAAAUAAAUUUUCUUUUAUGCUUUUUCUAAUAACCCUUUUGUUUCUCUCUCAAUUUUCCAUCAAGAAUCUCAGUUCUUAACAUGGCUUUACUUGGAGCUAUAUAUACUGUUAUGUCCUAUGUGUUCCUUCUUGCUGUCACUUUGGUUUUGGCUGGGGAUAUAGUUCAUCAUGAUGAUGUUGCCCCCACAAGGCCUGGUUGUGAAAACAACUUUGUUCUGGUCAAAGUCCCCACUUGGAUUGAUGGUGUGGAAAACAGUGAAUAUGUUGGUGUUGGUGCAAGAUUUGGUCCUACAUUGGAAUCGAAAGAAAAACAUGCCAAUCUUUCUAGAGUUGUCAUGGCUGAUCCUCCUGAUUGUUGUAGCACGCCUAAGAAUAAGCUCACCAGUGAGAUCAUUUUGGUUCACCGAGGAAACUGUAGUUUCACCGACAAGGCAAAUAUAGCUGAUGAUGCCGGUGCUUCAGCCAUCCUCAUUAUAAAUUACCGAACAGAACUUUUCAAGAUGGUUUGCGAAGAAAAUGAAACUGAUGUUGAUAUUAGAAUACCUGUUGUCAUGCUUCCACAAGAUGCUGGAUUAAACUUGGAAAAGCAUAUAAAAAACAACUCCAUUGUGUCCAUGCAAUUAUACUCUCCACUGCGUCCCUUGGUUGAUGUUGCGGAAGUGUUUUUGUGGCUUAUGGCUGUUGGUACCAUUUUAUGUGCUUCUUAUUGGUCUGCCUGGACAGCCAGAGAAGCAGCGAUUGAGCAAGAGAAGCUUUUAAAGGAUGCUUCAGAUGAAUAUGUUAAUACAGAAAAUGUUGGAUCCAGUGGUUAUGUGGAAAUCAGUACUGCAUCAGCAAUUUUAUUUGUUGUGAUUGCUUCUUGUUUCUUGGUUAUGCUGUACAAACUAAUGUCAUACUGGUUCGUUGAAGUUCUGGUGGUUCUAUUUUGUGUUGGUGGGGUAGAGGGACUGCAAACUUGUUUGGUGGCUCUAUUAUCAUGUUUCAGAUGGUUUCAACAUCCUGCACAAACAUUUGUGAAGAUACCCUUCUUUGGAGCUGUUUCAUAUCUAACACUUGCCCUCACUCCCUUCUGCAUUGUGUUUGCCGUGGUUUGGGCAGUUUAUCGCCGUGCAUCGUGUGCUUGGAUUGGUCAAGAUAUUCUCGGUAUCACAUUGAUAAUUACAGUUCUUCAGAUUGUUCGCAUACCAAAUCUCAAGGUUGGAACUGUUCUUCUCAGUUGUGCCUUCCUAUAUGACAUCUUCUGGGUGUUCGUCUCUAAAUGGUGGUUCCAUGAGAGUGUGAUGAUAGUGGUAGCUCGAGGUGACAAGAGUGGAGAAGAUGGUAUCCCCAUGUUACUCAAGAUACCGCGUUUGUUUGAUCCUUGGGGUGGUUACAGCAUUAUUGGUUUUGGGGACAUAAUCUUACCAGGGCUUCUAGUAGCAUUUUCACUAAGGUAUGAUUGGUUGGCAAAGAAGAAUCUUCGGGCUGGAUACUUCUUGUGGGCAAUGGCUGCUUAUGGUUUAGGUCUCCUCGUUACAUAUGUGGCUUUGAAUUUGAUGGAUGGACAUGGCCAACCAGCUUUGCUUUAUAUAGUCCCAUUUACACUUGGCACCUUUUUGUCACUGGGGAAAAAGAGAGGAGAGCUCAAGAUUUUAUGGACAAGAGGGGAACCAGAAAGGCCUUGCCCUCAUAUCCAAGAGGAUAACCAAUCAAUUAACCACCAUUGAUCACCAGCAUACUUUGUAUUAUAGGUAUUAGUUUAUAGGAGAGUGAUAGCAACUCUUAGGAGAUUAUGUAACAUCUGUGUAUUUGUUGUAACAAAAUUUCAGCCAAAUGAUAUGAUAACAUGGACUUAAAUCAGCAUCUUGAGAGUUGAGAGAGAUUCUCAAGAGAAUCCAUAUCCUGGUUGAUGACUUUGCUUCCAUGAGGGGUCUACCCAAAACCAUAUAUUUGCCAAGCAAAUGUCAAGAAGCAAAGACAUGCAUGGAAGACUCCAACCAAAGAGGGAAUACUGGUAAAAGUCUGCUAACUCUGAGAAGUUGCUGUUUACUAUAAGCUUGUGUUGUAAUAUUAUUAUUGCUCCCUGCUGAUUGAGGAACGCAAUGAGCUCGAGUAUAGAAAAUAGUCUCUUUUGCAUAAAUGUAAGGGUAAGGCUGUGUACAUCAAUUCUUGUUUCUAUUCUCGUAAAAUUGG
Molecule: messenger RNA, 2204 nt
Organism: Gastrolobium bilobum
Lineage: Eukaryota; Viridiplantae; Streptophyta; Magnoliopsida; Fabales; Fabaceae
Product: signal peptide peptidase-like 4
Exons: 14
Coding region: 113-1738 (541 amino acids)
Biological process (GO): membrane protein proteolysis
Cellular component (GO): lumenal side of endoplasmic reticulum membrane; Golgi-associated vesicle membrane; lysosomal membrane
Molecular function (GO): aspartic endopeptidase activity, intramembrane cleaving
Source: RefSeq, a predicted model, not a curated record